AUGGAAAUACCGAAUUAUUAUCCAAUUGAAGAUCCCAGUGAGGUUCCGAAUGGUACAAUCAACGGCAAUCAGGAUCUGCUAACGUUGUUCGGGCUCGAUGAGACUUACGACACAUACGUAAAGCCAUACAUAAAGCCAACUGCAGCCAACGCAACUGGCAGUAGCACUCAAAUUCCUCAGGAUAACGGUGAGGCUAGGAGAAACAAAAUGGAGUCAACGUUCAAGCUAUUUGUAAAUGAUCUUCCUGGACGUAACACAAUCAGCAAGAAGGAUAGCUCGCUGCCUAAAAUUCGCGAUCUGCUGUUCGAUCCAGAGUUCCAGCCACCAACUAUCACUGCUGAUAGUAUUGAUAAUGCCACGUUGGUCGAGGCGUUUGGAAGACUCCCGCCUGGAAGUAUACCCAAUUUUGACGCCUCCGUCUUCACCGGACGCGACGACGACGAUGAAAGACGCAAGAAGAAGAAAAAGAAGAGGAGACGCGAAGAUGAGGACGAUGGUAUCAACGGUGUCGCGAAUGGAGAGAAGAAGACGCGUAUUGACGAUCGAGCGCUGACUGUUCCUGCUCAUUCAACGACUCAUUCACCCAAUCCAGCCAGUAUACGGGGCACAUCAAGGUGA
Molecule: messenger RNA, 618 nt
Organism: Wallemia ichthyophaga EXF-994
Lineage: Eukaryota; Fungi; Basidiomycota; Wallemiomycetes; Wallemiales; Wallemiaceae
Exons: 2
Coding region: 1-618 (205 amino acids)
Biological process (GO): regulation of transcription by RNA polymerase II
Cellular component (GO): core mediator complex; mediator complex
Molecular function (GO): transcription coregulator activity
Source: RefSeq, a predicted model, not a curated record